Ceratitis capitata (Mediterranean fruit fly) is the source of this 1702-nucleotide messenger RNA. Its product is annotated as glucosylceramidase. The transcript has 9 exons. NCBI's taxonomy places the organism in Eukaryota, Metazoa, Arthropoda, Insecta, Diptera, Tephritidae. The coding region runs from base 64 to 1665 and encodes 533 amino acids. Gene Ontology annotation, molecular function: glucosylceramidase activity. Gene Ontology annotation, biological process: glucosylceramide catabolic process. The record is from RefSeq and is a predicted model, not a curated record.
UGGGAUAUUGUGGCCGCAGAAACAAGAAGUGAUGGUUACUGUGAUAUAAGAAAUAUUUAUAAAAUGGGAGAAGGUUGCAAUUACAUAGAGAAAUUAUUAGCGAUUUGCAUAAUCGUAGGUUUUAUAGCAAUUUCAAGCCAAGCCAGUGCACCGUGUGCCCUGCGGGAAUAUAAAAAUGGUUUCGUUUGUGUUUGUAAUGCGACGUAUUGUGAUUAUUUAGACGAUCCAUCACCGGAGAAUGAAGAGGAAUUCGUUAUUGUGUCCUCAUCGAAGGCUGGCUUAAGAUUUGGUACUACCAGCGGUAAAGUUAAUGAUACGUCAUUCACGACCGUUCUAGACUACAAUAAGACUACAGCAAGAACUCGAAAGGUUACGAUAAAUGUCGACCGAGAGAAGCAGUAUCAGAAUAUUACAGGCUUCGGCGGUUCUUUCACCGGCUCCGUUAGUUACAUUUUGGAUAAACUACCGCAAGGACUACAGGAUCACAUAUAUAAAUCCUUCUAUGCGCAAGAGGGUAUUGGUUUUAAUUUAAUGCGCACCUCCAUUGGUGGUUGCGAUUUCGAUUUGAAAGCCUGGGCAUAUAAUGAGGAACCGGAAAAUGAUACUGCCCUCAGCAAUUUCACAGAUUUAGACCCGAGCGAGAAGAAGCGAAUAGAGCAAAUUAAGCAUUUGAAGGAGGUAACGAAUGUGGAAAAUUUGCGUAUCAAAGCAGCUGCCUGGAGUCCACCACCAUGGAUGAAGACCAAUAAUAAGUGGACUGGUGUUAGCCGACUGAAGGAGGAGUACUAUCAGACUUGGGCUGAUUAUCAUGUGCGCUGGAUUGAGUUGUGGGAGAAGCAAGGUUUACCCAUUUGGGCUAUAUCGACGGGCAAUGAGCCAUCUAACGGUGUAAUAUUUAUGUUUUUUGCAAAAUUCAUGAGUUUGGGUUGGUUACCAGAGAGUCAGGCUAUCUGGGUAUCUGAGCAUCUGGGGCCUACAAUGCGCAGUAAAUACAAGGAUGUGAUUAUAUUCGGAAAUGAUGAUCAGCGUUUCACUUUCGCAUUUUGGUUUAAAAUGAUGAAAGCAGUGCGCGCCGAUUCGGUUGACUAUCUCAGUGGUUUGUCUGUGCAUUGGUAUUGGGAUGAAAUUUUCAAACCGGUUUUUAUUGAUAUCGCACGCAAAGAAAUGCCCGAUAAAAUUAUGCUCGUCUCGGAAUCGUGCAUUGGUGAUAAACCUUGGCAGAAGGCAGCGCCAGUUUUGGGCGAUUGGAGUCGUGGUGAAAAAUUCGCACGUGCCUUUUUACAAGAUCUACAGCACGAUUUCAAUGGCUGGAUCGAUUGGAACAUUGUAUUGGACGAACAGGGUGGUCCGAAUUACGUAGAAAAUUUCGUUGAUGCGCCGUCCAUUGCCAAUAUGACAACUCUUAGUGAAGUGUACAAGCAGCCAAUGUUCUAUGUGAUGGGUCAUUUCUCUAAGUUCAUACCAGAGGGCUCGAUACGUGUUCUAUCCGAACGCACAAAUAUCAAUGUGGAUACUGUUGCCUUCGCGAGACCGGAUGGCAGCUUGGCGGUUAUCGCUUUCAACAGUGGCUCCGCUGGCGUUAAUGUUACCAUUUCGGAUACAAAGCGCGGCCAAAUUAAUUUCAGCGUUCCGCCGAAAUCCAUCAAUACUGUGUUAUACAACUAAAUUUCUCCAACGAGUUAUAAAAAUAAAGUGAAUUUAA